This is a messenger RNA of Cylas formicarius (sweet potato weevil), 459 nucleotides long. RefSeq lists its product as uncharacterized. Lineage: Eukaryota; Metazoa; Arthropoda; Insecta; Coleoptera; Brentidae. The record is from RefSeq and is a predicted model, not a curated record. Bases 55 to 414 code for a protein of 119 amino acids. The transcript has 3 exons.
GCGACGUAUUAAUACGUCCAGAACGACAUCGAACCGCAUUCCGUUAACAUAACGAUGACGAACCUAUUGACUUUGUGUCUUUUUUUCGCAAUCGCGACCUACUUGGUCGCCGGUGAAAACCUUUUCGAUUGCCCGGACCCGACGCUGGCCACGCAGUUGGUGUGCGACAAGGACAUCAGCGAGGACGGUUUCUUCCUGACCGUCAAGAGUAAAGAGAUCACGUGCCCGGACUCGAUCUUGAACUCGAUCCCGAUCACUUGCAUCGACAUUAGGGAUUUGGACUCCGAUAACCGCGGAGGGUCGGUGAAGGUGAAAGACGGAGGCAUCAACUACAACCAGGUUACCGUGGAGCUGACCUCGAAGCUGGGCCAGGGCUUGCACUUCAACGUCAAAGUGUAUGGUCAGUCUGCUUGAGAGCAGUAUUCAAAUAAACGAAGGACUUCAAAAUUUGUCUUUCAU